AUGUGUUUGUCAUCGAAAGACACAAAUCUUCUCCUAAAUUUUCUUAAUGAAGAUACGUGUGGUUCAUCGUUAACAUUCGAACAAAUCUCUGCUCAAUUUCAACAUAACAUUUCAAAAUCAGAUUAUUUGCGAGUGGGUAAUGCGCUCGUACUUCUACUACAAAAUCGCGAUCUAAUCCCAACACCACAACAACGUCUAAUCAUUCUAUUUCUUUUUAAUGAUAUGUACAAAACUGAACAACAAGCCAUACACCUCAAUCCAUUCGCGCCCGUCUUUGUAUCCAUAUUACAAAAUGCCAAUGGAGAACAUUUGUCAACACAAAAACACGUUCACCGGUUUAUAUCACCUGUAACACUACAUGAACGAUUAUUUGUGAAAACACUAAUCGAUAAUAGUAAUAAUCUCAAAGACCUGACGAAGAAAACACCGAAUCAAAUCCUUCAAGCAGGACUGCCAACGUCUGAUAGUGAUCUCGGUAGAGAAGAGUUGAAAGAAAAAGUUCACGAACGAUCAAAACAAUUGCCUGUCCUUGUUCAGUGUCAUUUACCAGCUGUCAUUGAUGAUCCAGAAAUCAAUCAUUACGGAUUCGAUAGUCUUAUUAGUGGACCACGUCAACGUCCGAAUGAUAGUCGACAAACGAUUGAACGUUUACUGACUAGCAACGCUAUGGAACAAACGAUACGCCCGGAAUUUCUUCGUCUUGUGCCUCCAUUACAUGAGUGUACUAUAGAUGAAUUAGUUUGGCUUUCACCUAUCGAUCAGGAUCCGUUUCUCUUUACUUGGGACUCGAGAAUGUGUAUUGCAAAUACGGGUAAUCAUGAAAUUCGUCAGUUAAUGGAAAAAGCAUAUCAAGGUGCUUUGAAUCUACAACAACAACAAAAAUUGUUGGAUGAACUCGAUAACGAUCCCAAUCUUGUCUACCAUAUUGGUCUGGUGCCAUCGAAAUUAUCAAUCCUAGUCGAAAAUAGUCCAUUGAUCAGCAUACAAUGCUUGUUGAAACUAAUCUCGUCGAACCAAAUGCCUGAAUAUUUGUCUUCGUUGCUCAAUACGAACAUGAGUUUGCAUUCUAUGGAAGUUGUGAACCGUUUAUCAACAACAAUGGAAUUGCCACAAGAGUUUCUUCAACUAUACAUUACAAAAUGUACGAAAACCUGUGAUGAAACAAAAGAUAAAUAUCUUCAAAAUCGUUUCGUUCGACUUGUUAGUGUCUUCAUUCAAUCAUUAAUACGUAACAAAGUUAUUGACAUCAAUGAUCUUCUUGUGGACAUUCAAGGUUUUUGUAUUAACUUCCGUCAUAUACGAGAAGCAGGUACACUCUUUCAAUUGGUCAAAUCAUUUGAACUUCAAACUAAUGAUACGAACGAGACAAUGAUUCCGCCAGCAACAACAAUUUCGACACAGUUGACAGCAAAUGAUGAAUGA
Molecule: messenger RNA, 1422 nt
Organism: Adineta ricciae
Lineage: Eukaryota; Metazoa; Rotifera; Eurotatoria; Adinetida; Adinetidae
Source: the annotation of a GenBank genome assembly